AUGGUGGAGGAGAUACUUGCUGAGAAGGAGGGAGACGAGACUGCAAACGGCGGUCGAAAUGGAUAUCAAAAUCAUUUUACUAAGUAAGUAAAAUCGAUGCGGCAAUGAGGAGGAAGGAUAGUAUUCUGAUACGCUGGGAAGGGCGGUCAUAUUUGCGUCAGGAGAUUUAACUGUGCAACGCCCAAGGAUAGGCGAAGCGGGGUUUAGGUGGGUAGAGGUUGCAUAGAUGCGGAUCUACAGUUGUUACUAGCCACCAAGUUCUAGCUCAAGCAUCGAGGUAUUCAACGAUUUCCUGGAGCGCCUGAAAGCUAGCAUAAGGCAGUCCGAGCUACCAGUCAUGGUGGCGGGAGACUUUAACUUCAAGUCGGCUAGCUGGAAUAGUCCAAUCGAAGCUGCUAGAAGAGUUUUCCAGGCUGACCUCAUGGCGUCGUUGGACAUGAUUGCCUGUAAUCAGGGAGGUUCCCCAACUUUUGUUCGCGGGAACUCUGGCACAUUCAUAGAUGUGACAUUCGUUCAGUUGGAGUUAGCGGACGGGGUGAAUGGCUGA
This is a messenger RNA of Cinara cedri, 547 nucleotides long. The record is from the annotation of a GenBank genome assembly. Lineage: Eukaryota; Metazoa; Arthropoda; Insecta; Hemiptera; Aphididae.